AUGAAUUGGGUAAAGAACGUGGCAUACUCUGUUGGUGUUGUCACUGUCACCAAAAGAUCGAACAGUUAUCUUAGUGGUUUCGUGUAUAAAGUUGUACUGAUGUGUGAUCAUGGCGGCAAAUAUAAACAGAAGGGUUCAAUUAGAGCUCCCCGCACAAGAAAAACUGACUGUCCAUUUGAAUUAGAAGUGAAAUAUUCAGAUGAAUAUAAUUAUUGGACUUUAGCAGUCAUAUGUGAUGAACAUAAUCAUCGCCCUUUACAAAGUAUGGAGGGUCAUCCAUAUGCACAGCGGUUAACUCAAGAUGAGUUUAGUUUGGUUGAAGAAUUGACAGCGAUGAAUAUGCCCCCACGUGAUAUUUUAUCAAUCGUUAGGGAGGGGAAUCUAAGUAAUGUGUCUACAAUUAGUACGAUCUACAACGCACGCACUAAACUUCGCAUGGCCGAGCAAGUAGGCAAUUCUCCAAUGCAGGUUCUCAUGGCUCUUUUGCAUUCUAAUAAUUAUGUUUAUGAAUUUUCUACAACUGCUUCGAAUGAACUAGAAAAUCUAUUCUUUGUGCAUCAAACAUCAUUCACUAUUUGGCGUGCAUUUCCACAUGUGUUGAUUAUCGAUGCCACGUACAAGACCAACUAUUACAAUUUGACUUUUGUGGAGAUUGUUGGUGUAACGUCGACCAACAAGACAUUUUCGAUAGCUUUUGCAUUUAUACAAAAUGAAAGGACAGCUAACUAUACAUGGGUCUUAAAUUGUCUUAAGUUGACUUUAGACUGUUGCAUGCACCCACGUGUUAUAGUUACUGACAGAGAGUUGGCUCUAUCUCAACAUACGGCGAUCAAAGCAAGCUUCGAAAAAAGCAGAAUUGUCCGCUAUCAGAAGCACAAUCUACGAUGUUUCAAACUGUUGCAUGGUUUUGUUUCCAAUGAAGCUCUCAAUAAGAUUCUUACGAACUAUCAUCAAGUAGACCCUUCAAAUUGUGAUUGUCGACUUCGCAACAGUUGUGGGUUACCAUGUUCUUGUGAACUUUCGAAGUACAUAAAUUCAGGUCAAUGUAUUUCAUUGGAUUCGAUUGACAUCUUUUGGAGAAAGUUAGAUUUUUUACCGGCAACAUCUGUGGAAGAUGAUGAUGUUAGUUGUGGGAGUGUACUGGAACAUUUAAAAGAAAACUACAACAAGCAAUCCAAAGUUGGAAGAAAGAGCUGGUUAAGAAAGUUGAAGAAUAUAUUCAGUCCAAGUACAACCGACAUUCGGGAACCUUCUUCAACCAUUCCCGAUUAUGUCAAUUCGGGUUAUGAGCCGGCCAAACAUAGCUGUUUCGAAUUUGACCUAAAUGAGGUCCCAACUGAUAAGUGUUUCGAAUUUGACCUAAUUGAGGUCCCAGCUGACAGCUGUUUCGAAUUUGACGAAGGCCCACCCAUGAGUGGUUCAAAUUUAAUGGAUGAUAUUCUGGAAGUCUUUCAUUCAAGCCAACCAUUCUUUCAAGAUCCUUUUAUGAGCCAAAGUCAACACCAGAAUGCAUACUAUCCGGAUUCAUAUGUGUAUACAACCGAAACCCACAAUCCACAUCCAUAUAUGUACCACAAUCCAGAUCCAUAUAUGUAUACACCCGAAACCCAAAAUCCAGAUCCAAGUAUGAACGAUAAAGAUUAUUUAAUUGAUCAGGGAUUCGAAGAUUUUAUUCCGUAUAUCACACAUGUUCAGAAUGUACUAGGUGAUGGAAACUGUGGAUUUAGAGCGACGGCUGUUUGCAUUGGGCGUCAUCAAGAUGAUUGGCGUCAAAUUCGUAUGGAUUUAUUGGAUGAGUUAUCUGUGCAUAAUGCAAGAUACACUGCAAUUUUUAACUAA
Erigeron canadensis is the source of this 1839-nucleotide messenger RNA. RefSeq lists its product as uncharacterized. Gene Ontology annotation, cellular component: mitochondrion. Gene Ontology annotation, molecular function: malonate-semialdehyde dehydrogenase (acetylating, [NAD(P)+]) activity; methylmalonate-semialdehyde dehydrogenase (acylating, NAD+) activity; DNA-binding transcription factor activity, RNA polymerase II-specific. Gene Ontology annotation, biological process: L-valine catabolic process; thymine catabolic process. Bases 1 to 1839 code for a protein of 612 amino acids. The transcript has 5 exons. Lineage: Eukaryota; Viridiplantae; Streptophyta; Magnoliopsida; Asterales; Asteraceae. The record is from RefSeq and is a predicted model, not a curated record.